This is a messenger RNA of Galleria mellonella (greater wax moth), 8238 nucleotides long. RefSeq names its product myb protein (gene Myb). Gene Ontology annotation, biological process: regulation of DNA-templated transcription. Gene Ontology annotation, cellular component: nucleus. The record is from RefSeq and is a predicted model, not a curated record. Bases 171 to 2519 code for a protein of 782 amino acids. Lineage: Eukaryota; Metazoa; Arthropoda; Insecta; Lepidoptera; Pyralidae. The transcript is spliced from 17 exons. Gene Ontology annotation, molecular function: DNA-binding transcription factor activity, RNA polymerase II-specific; RNA polymerase II cis-regulatory region sequence-specific DNA binding.
UGAUAUCUUUUGAUUGUAACGAAUGUUAACGAAUCGUGUAUAAAUUUGUACAAAAAGAAUAUUUAUUUUUCGAUUUGUGUGCAAUUUUUAGUAAUUUUUACAUUUGAUCGGUUUAUUUUAAUUGAUAAAGAAUUUAAUUUUUACCUUUAUUCUCUCAAUAGGAAGAUUUUAUGGAGAAUAAUGAAUGUGCAAGCAUGGAGGAUGACACCAAAUUGCACAUGCAGAUUCAGAUCGAGAAAUUGAAAAAUUUGCAAGCGAAACUAUCUACAGAAGCGGAGGAAGAUUAUGUUAUCAUCAAACAAGAACGAAGCGGCUAUGAUUCAGAGACGAGCGAGUAUUCAGAGGACUCGGCGGUGUACGAAGAUGUGUCGACUACAACCAAAAGUACUGGGCCGCGGAAGAAUAUCAAUAGGGGGAGGUGGACUAAGGAGGAGGAUAAGAAGUUAAAAAAUUAUGUAAGGAUGUACAAUGAGAACUGGGAGCUGAUAGCGGCCCACUUUUCCGACAGAUCAGACGUUCAGUGCCAACAGCGUUGGACGAAGGUCGUCAACCCCGAACUAGUCAAAGGUCCUUGGACCAAGGAGGAAGACGAAAAGGUUGUUGAGUUGGUAGCCAAAUACGGGCCAAAAAAAUGGACGCUUAUUUCACGGCAUCUCAAAGGCAGGAUAGGGAAACAAUGCAGGGAGCGCUGGCACAAUCAUCUAAACCCAUCAAUAAAGAAAACAGCGUGGACGGAACACGAAGAUCGCGUUAUAUACCAAGCACAUAAGCAACUUGGCAACCAGUGGGCUAAGAUAGCGAAGCUUCUGCCGGGCAGGACGGAUAAUGCAAUAAAAAACCACUGGAAUUCAACAAUGCGAAGGAAAUACGACCCAGAUUUGCUGGACAGUUUCGAGAGUAUACGACGAAAGCAGACGCGGGUAAAGCCUCAAGUGGCCACAUUCGAUAGUUUUAGUGUAUAUAGUGAAAGUGCUAAAGUGCCAGAACAAAAAGUGCAAACGCUCUAUAACGAACUAUGGGACGCUAUCCACAACGAGUCGACGCAAAGCAACUCGUCCACAACCAGUCAGCCGUCGAAACAGAUGUUACAUUGCAGACAGCUGUUGAAGAAUCAAUUGAACAGUUUGCAACAGAAGCCCAAGUCGCCUGAAAGGGAACUAGUGGCGGCCGACAUGGAGAUUGUUGAAUCGCCUUUUAAGUUUGUGAAUAUAGAUUCGUUACCUUCAAACUCCCCUCUCAAGAACUACUUCACGCCGGCUGCGACCAACGACACUGGCAACCAGGAUGCUGUUGCAUACGCAGUACAACCGGAAUCUAUUAAAGAGGUGGUCGUUCCAUCUGUAUAUACAUCGCCCAAGAAGAAACCGUCAGAGAAUAGUCCGCCUCCGAUACUGCGACGGAAAGCAAAGAAAACACAGGGCACGCCCAACCCUAAUGCGUGGGCAGAUACGUUAAACAGGAUAGAGUCAAGAGAGAGUGGUAUAACGCCAAUAAAGGCUCUACCGUUUAGUCCGUCGCAGUUCCUUAAUUCACCGGCGCCGCUGUCCUUUCAACAGUUCGAUUCUACCCCGCUCAGGCAAGCUAAGGAAUGGAGUCAAAUGGCAAGUCCCCUUCUGCAUACACCAACACCAGCCAACGCCAAUCUGACACCUGUUAACACACAUCUUCGAAAUAAUACACCCAAAACUCCGACGCCAUUCAAAAUAGCAAUGGCGGAGCUUGGCAAGAAAUCUGGUCUUAAGUAUGAACCGUCCAGCCCUGGGCGGCUGGUCGAAGACAUCACCGAGAUGAUCAAAAGGGAAGAGAACUCUGAUAGCACUGUUCAUCUUAAUGAUUCCAUGUUAUCGUCUACUGCUGACCAAGAUGCUGCCAAUGGACAGGUGAACGACUCCGGCAUAGGCAGCAGUAAGCGGCGAUGUUCAGAUUCAUCCCAAGCGGGAAAAGAAAACGUGCCGGGUGCAGGAGGUACUACCGGCGGACAUAAGCGGGCACGAAAGGCGCUAGCGCCCGCGUGGGGGUCGGCCGCCACUAGCACGCCGCAUUCGCAUGCAAAUCUGCACGCACACCCGCUAGUACCGGAUGUAUCUUUCAUCAAUGAGACGCCGAGCAAAACAUUAGCAGGGGAUAGCUCAGUAAUGUUCUCUCCGCCGUCCAUAGUAAAAAAUUCCUUAUUAGAAGAAUCAACCAGCCUCCACAGUCUAAUCAGCACCGACAAUACACCGGAAACGAGCAAAUACGAAGAUAUUGAUAUAGAAGCUGUCAUCAGUGAGAAAACAAAGAUUCGCCGUAUAUCUGGUGAGCCGAUAGUUGUGAAGAAAUCCGCCGUCAGAUCGAUCAAGUUUGACCAAGAGCCGAAAGAACAGGAAGAGAAGUCUUCCAUAACAUCCGUGUUUAUGUCGGAUGAUGAUAAAUGGGAGACGUUCGCGUGUGGCAAGACACAAGAUCAACUGGACUUAACUAUAUUAGCGCAUCAGUAUUUAAGGAAGACAGCGUUAAAACCUAGGUCCCUUAACUUCUAAACUAGAAUUCUUCAUUGAAUCUUCGCAUGUUUGAAGUGUGUAUCUGUUAGAGAUGAGUGAUAUUGUCAAAAUAUCAAGAUAUUGUUAGUUUAAUAUUGAUAAAUGAGUUAUUAUCGUAACUAAUUGCACAUGUAUCGAUAUUUUGCCUUAAGUAUCGAUAUUGUGAUAUAUUGACGAUAUACCAGUAUUGAUAUUAGUAUAUCGAUAUUUCAGUCCUUAAUAUUUCGAUAUUAUUCAUAAAUAUUGCUCAUCUCUGAUAUCUAAUAUAGAAUGGAAGCGCAACAAUGUUUUGUCAGUUUAUUGAUAUUGAAUUUUUUUUGUACAUAUUAUUUAUUUAAUUGUAUUCUAAGUGAUGAGCUAAUAUCAAUUAUGUAAAAAGUCUUCUGUAGCAAUAUAAGAGUAGCGUAGCGUCUACAUUUUAAAUUACGCUUGAAAUUUCUUUCUUAAUUCGAUUCAGUUGUAUUAGGCACAAUCUCUUCUAUCUAUAAAAAAAAAAAAACCUCAAACAUCUAUUAUAGCUAAGGAGGUGUUUUGUCUUAUUGUAUUUGUAUUAUUAUAGUGAUAAAACACUUAUAGUUAAAAUAUGUUUCUAGAAGGUUUAAUUUUAAUUUUAAUGAAGAAGUGUGUAUGUAGUUUCUUUAAUUAGUUUUAAUGUAGAUCAUUUUAAUGUAUGUUAAAGUACACUUAAUUUGCUUCUAUAUUAUGUAAUUUAUUAGCAAUUUUACCUCAACUAAAAUAUAUGUUUGAAAACAUGUAUGUAGUUAUAUUUUCUAUUAUUAUGUAAAGAUGGAAGUACAGAUUAGUAAAGUAAAAAAAAAGCAGUCAUGUGACAGAUACAGCAACAGUAUAUUGUUAUACCAUUUUAUUUAUAUAUUAUGUUCAUAUACUCACAAUUCUUUAAAUAGGCCGUACUUUAUUUUAUAUUUAUAUUAUGUAAAUGCAACUGUCAAUAUUGAUUGAAUCUUUUUUUUUUGAAUAAGGUGUGUGAUUAUAGUUAUAAGUUAGCAAUUAAUUAUUGAUAUAAUAUGAAUUAAAAAAAAAUUAACAAAAUAAAUAUUGUCUUUUAAGUUUUAUAUUCUUUUGAAAUAAUAUACUUCAUAUUAUAUCAAUUAUUUAAGUAGUUAAUAAAAGUAAUAAAUACGUUUUAAAUGUUUUACCUUUUUAAUAUUUGUGUGAAUACAGAUUUUAGUAAUUUUUGUGGUGGAUUAAAAUAUAGCAAAUUAUGUAGGUCUCUUCAUUAUAUGUACAAUAUAUGAACCGAUUUUGGAUAUAUUUACUUUUGUUUGUGUUGUCGAAAUUAAUAUUUUGUAUGUUUCUUUAGUAAAGUUUUCCUUUGGGCACAGUAUUUUUUUUUUAAUAUAAUGACAGAUAUUUACUAUUCGACGUUGGCGCUGUACAUUUUAUGUUUUAUAAGAGACGGAAAUUGACGUGAUAAUUUCUUUAAUAGCUGAAUUGAUGGGUAAUCACACCUGCGCUGUCGGUAUAUGCUGGCGGGGCACCAGAGAAAACAUAGAUAUCUAAAAAAUACUUCUGCCUCGAAAGCGGAAACAUGACAGUGCUACAGCUAUCAGUCUCGUGAUUACAACCGUUGUAGCUUGGUCGAAAUGUCGAAACAAUUCAGGUAAAUUACCAUAGUUUACCUAAAUAAUCACGUUAAUUCCUGUCUCUUAUAAAACAUAAUGAGAGAUAUAACUAAAAUGUUUCUUUUACAUCAAGUUAGCUUAAAAUUUGUGUAUAAAAUUUAAAUUGUUUUACUUGUUUUUUUUUUUUUUAUAAUAUUUUACUGUCAAAUGGAUUAUAUUCGUAGACGAAUAUCUAUUUAGAAUGAGAAAAAGUGGUUGUCUUGACACUGAUUCAAUUAAAAAUCAUCAAGUAUGAUGAAUGGGAUCAUAUUAUAAUAGCGCCAUCUGUGUUUAGAUUUUGUCGGCUGCCAUUUAGUGUUAAAUUUUUAAAUUCUAAAUUUAUUUACAUUAAACAGUCGGAAACAGUAAAAGAAUUGUACAGUAAAAACAUUUAAAAUUAUGUCUUUUGUAACAUUUUGAUUUUAUAAAUAAUUUAUUAGAAAUAUUCGUACAGUCACGUGUAAUAAUAUGUAAUAAUUUUUAUAUAUCUACAACUUUCUUCAACACAAAAAUAUACAGCUUAAAUUACAUGAGGUAAUUAUUAACAAAACAAACAAAAAUACACAUGCAUUGUAUAUAUUUGUAUUAUAUAAUAUAUUUUAAUUUAUUUUCAUUCAUUGUAUAACGAGGAUUGGUAGUAGAGGGCGAUACUGUGUCGCAAUUGAAAUUAGACAAAAGUUUGGAACAUAAAAGCACAAGCAUUUACAUUUUAUUACAUAUGACUGUACCGAAAAUUAUUAGAAUUAAUUUUACUUUAGAAAGCGAUAGUACAAAUUUAGGAAUAGACUUCGCAAAUUCGGGUAAUGUUACAAAAAUAUGACAUUCGGUAAUUUCGUAACUAAAUUAAACUAUAAAUGAAAUUAGGGAAUUAAAUUUAGAAUAGAAAUAGAGAGACAGGAUUAUUUGUCUUAUAAAUGCCGUUGUCUAUUUUUGUAUUACUAAUAAAUUGAUAAGUGAUAAGUUAUUAUUAAAAUGUAUAGUAUUAAGAAUUGGUAGUAAUUAUCAUUGUAUUCGGAUGGGAGCAAAUAUUACGAAUGAUUCUUAUUAUUUUGUUUUCUUUUUAACAAAUAGGCAAAGGUCGUAAACGGUACAGUUUAAUCUUAUUUAUGUCUAUACAUAUAUAUAAGAGAAUUUUUUUGAACUCACUAUGUGUGUCGUUACCGACAAUUGUUUCGACUUCAUUUGGAAAUCUUUAUAAAUUUAUUUUUAUAUUAUGUUCCAUUUAUAAUAACUACAAAUACAGAUGAUGUUAAAGUGGUUAGCGUCCCUUUAAGAGUCUGUUCUAUCAGAGAAUUUAAACAUUUUCAUUAAAGAAAUAUGCGUUGAAAAAUAAUAAAAAAAAAUUUUGUGUCCCAUAUUUUAGUAUCAUCAUCAUAUCAGCCGUUAACUGUCAAUUGUCCACUGCUGGACAUAGGCCUCCUCCAUAAGGGAUGUUAUGCCAAUAUUUGCCACGUUUGGCAGACGUAUUAGUAACCAUUAGUUCUUGGUGAUUUGUUUAAAAGGGACUUUGCUACUCGUUCCUCGACCCUCGGCCCUUGCCAUGCCUGGAUUAAAUUGUGAAGUUAGAAUCCUAUAUGAACCAUUUUUAUGUCGUGAUCCAAUAAGCUAAAAAAGUUAAGUAAAACAUCUUGCGACUGAAUUUACUAAUUAAUAAUCGAUCAGAAUAAUCAAAAAGUUCUUUCCCUGUAUUUACUACUACCACACUACUAUCUUAACAAUAGGUGACAGUAACAAGUGACGAUCAAACGGUACGUUACGUUAGACGCAUCUUUCGAGGGCUUAUUUUUCAAUAGACUGCGAACCGCUUCAAUGAGAAACGCGAACCCCCCCCCCCCCCCCCCCCCACGAUUGAGAACUAUAGGAGUGGUGGCCAAUUUGACUUGGCCCAAGAUCUACUGUUUAUUGACGAAACUCUGUGCGAUCUACAAACUACAUACUUCUUGAAAUCACAAAUGAAACAAUAUAGUUUCAGUACACAGUUAUGUAGUAUUGUAGUAUUUGUUUAUUUUAUUAAGAGGGAAAACAUAAAGCUGAAAAUUAUUUUUAGUAAAUUCUUAUUUAUAUUAGUGUGAGCAUUGUUUCUGAGCGUCUUUCGCUAGAUUAGCAAAAUGUUAUAUUUUUGCCUUGCCACGUUCGACUGGACUAUUAGUCGUCACGAUCUUGCCACAAUCGACCCCUGCUUUAUAGAGAUCCCUAUUUUUAUCUCACUGCUAACAACUUUGACUUCACCCUGUGAAUUUUUAAAUAUUUCAUUUUGCAAUAGUUAGACAGUGUUGUUUAUUUAAAUCGUGUUUGUAGAAAUAUAAAUAGAAAAAAAAGUUUUGCUACAUUAAUAACUUUAAGAAAAAUUAUGUAACGCUUAUUAAUUUUGUAGAUAAAUUUAAUAUAAGCGAAGAAAUAUUUAUAUAGCGUUCUAUUAUGUUAACUAUAAAUAACUUUAUUUUGCGUUUUACUUUGUAUUGUCUAUUCUGUAUUUUUUAUUUAGUUCACUGUAAAUUAUGGUAUUGAAUUUUGUAUCUUAAUAGUGCGUGUAUUCUUUUUCUAUAUUUUAUGUAAUUAUGUCGGAUAGAGAUAAAUUUAUAAGUUGAUGUAAGUGAUUCAAAAGAAAUAGAAGUAUGAAUAAAUAUUUUUUUCAAGGAAGUAACAACUUAGCUUCUCGAAAUAAAUGGCAAAGGUAUCUAUCGAUAGAUAUGUCAUCGCUACCGCAUGCUUGAGAUAGAACGAGACAUCAUUAUUCCGUGUCUUUUUUCCUCCUGUGCACACGAGAACCGAAAUUUAUUCAUCGAUAGACUUGACUACCGUUUCUCUAUGGGGCAGUUUAUAAUAUUGUUCAAAAGAGAAAAAUAAUUGUUUAUAGUAACUAUGAGACAUACAUACAUACAUUGUAUGUGAGUUUGAGUGUUUUAAAGUGGCAAUAAUUAUCAUCGCUCUUAUUUGUAAAAAAAUAAACUUUUCAUAAACUCAUAUUCAUUUAUUUUUAUAAACUUAUAUUUUAGAUAUUUAAUUUUUUUUGAGCCAAUUUUUUAGUUUGUCAUAAAGAACAUUACAUUGGUUAAAAUAGGUUUGAGGGAGAUUAAGUUUUAUGAAUGAGGUACUUAGGAUUCUUUUGGCGCAGUGGCAGCAAUUUUGAUGUACCUAAUUGAAACCUUCAAACUAUUUACUACUCGAACUAAUACUAUCUAAUAUAUAUAAUAUACUAACUAAUCGAAAAUUCAAUAUGAGUUCAAUUCACGCUGAUUUAUUUUGUUAUUGAUAAAUCUCUUUGUUCAUAUGUUUCAUUCUUGUGUCUCUCAGCAAUUGAUAUAAAUGCAACGAUUAAUUACCCAAAUUAUUCUGUUUAAUCAUAUUUUCGACAUGAUUACAUGAAAUAUAUUAGAGGGCGCCACCGCUCUAUCAAACGUAUGUUUCGUUUUAACAAUAGUUAUGUUAUUUUAAAUUUUGACUGGAAAUUGCAUUUUAAGUUGUCUGCCUUCGCCAUUACUAUGGUAUUAUGGUGUUUUAUACAAAGACUAAGGAAGAUUGUUUAGUUGUUAUUGUUUAGUUUAGUGCCCAUUGUACAUAUUUAAUAUUAAGAAGUUUUCAGUAAGAUGGAAAUAAAGAAAUAAAAAUAAAUAUAUAUAUAGGAUUUAUUUAUUUAGUUAUGUACCUAUCCUCUUUGAUUAGUUAAAAAAAAGUUAUAUCAAUUUUAGAACAUUUUUAUCCUUAAGACGUUCUAAAAGGAACUUUAAGAAAAAAAGUACAAUACAUAAAAAUAUUGAAGUUUUAAAAAAAAUCUCAAUAAUUUAAGAAUAAAAUUCCAGUAAUAUUUCAAAUAUAUUUUAUUUUACUUAUUUAUUUAUUUUUAUAUACAACAUUUAUUUACAAAUGACAUGUAAUGUAGUAUUUUAAUUAGAAUGUCUAUAUAUAUUUAAGUAUUAAUUAAACUUAAGUAAUACCUUAUUCAAGAAGAUUAGUAUCUUUUAUACAGUUAAUACGUAUCUUUCAUAAUUUUUAAUUCUAAAAUGCAUUCUUAAUACAAAUGUAAACUUGUCUUUUUACAUAUGCACUAAGCACAGAUUUCAAAAUACGUUGUUAGAACUCGUAAUAAAAAUAUAAAA